This is a messenger RNA of Cuscuta europaea, 2072 nucleotides long. Lineage: Eukaryota; Viridiplantae; Streptophyta; Magnoliopsida; Solanales; Convolvulaceae. The record is from the annotation of a GenBank genome assembly.
UAAAAAUCAUUCUGAACGGACAGACUAUUUAUUAUUUAUGCUCAUAUUUCUAUCCUUCUUCUAACUGGCAUCCGGGUUUCAUCUGUUAUUCUCUCACCACCGGAAACAUUUCUUCUCCGACGACUCGGCUUAUACCUUCCCUUUCUCAUACUUUCAUCAACAGUUUCACGUUUUCCUCACUCCCUCUCCUAAAUCGUUUCUCCUCGAUUUCUGACUCUACCUUCCUUAAUUAGCUUCAGAAUUACAGAUUUUUUUUUGAAUAAUUUCCCAAUUUAAUGUUCACCAUUAAGGAGUAAUUGAACUAUUGAUGUGCAGAGUAUACUUCACCGGAACCUGAAUUACGAUCUGAGAUGAAUCAGAUGAUGUGUUUGGAUGCGUUAGUGGUAUUCGCUUCUGUUCUGCUGACGUUCACACCGUGCUCGGCGGCGGUGACGGAGGCUCAGCUUCUGGUGAACAUGACGCUGGUUAAAAACGCCUCAACUACCGGAGCUUGUACGUAUAUAGUCACGCUUCAUCGAUUUAGACGAGAUCGAAUUCAUUUUUCCUGAAAGUUACUUAUCAAUUAUUGAUUGCUUGGACGGAAGUUUGCCGGCGUAUCACUUUCAAAGAGGAUUCGGCGCCGGAGCUCAAAAUUGGCUUUUGCAGUUUGAGGGUGGUGGGUGGUGCGACGACAUUAAAACAUGCUUGGACAGGUCUACAUCUAAGCGUGGAUCAACGACUUAUAUGAACAAGUGGGAGGUCUUUUCUGGCAUUCUCAGCAACAAUGCCUCUCUAAACCCUGAUUUUUACAAUUGGAACCGAGUAAAGCUUAGAUAUUGUGAUGGAGCAUCAUUUGCAGGAGAUUCAAAGUUUGAUAACGGGACAGUAUUGCUUUAUUUCAGAGGGCAGAGAAUUUGGCAAGCUAUCAUUCACGAUCUCCUUCCAAAAGGUUUGGGUCAAUCAAGAAAGGCUUUGCUUUCUGGUUGUUCUGCGGGUGGGUUAGCAACUUUUCUGCAUUGUGACAACUUCACCAGUUAUCUACCCAAGACAACAAGUGUCAAAUGCUUGAGUGAUGCUGGAUUCUUCCUAGAUGAGAGAGAUAUAAGUCUGAACUAUACAAUGAGAUCUUUCUACCAGAACAUGCUUUUCCUACAUGCAGCAGGACACACCCUCAACAAAAAUUGCACUGAUUCUCUUACCCAUCCUGAACUGUGCAUCUUCCCACAGUACGCAUUACCUUACAUUCAAACACCAUUUUUCAUCUUAAACUCUGCAUAUGAUGUGUAUCAAUUUCAUCACAUACUGGUUCCACCUUCUGCUGAUCUUGGUGGGCAUUGGAAAGCUUGCAAACUCAAUCCAGCAGCCUGUAGUCAAUUACAAUUGAGAACUUUACAUGGAUUCAGAAGAGACAUGCUCACAACUCUCACAGUUUUCUAUUACCACUCGAGAAGAGGAGGAAUGUAUAUAAAUUCAUGUUUUGCUCAUUGUCAAAGUGAGACUCAGGACACAUGGUUUGCAGUUGAUUCUCCCCGUAUUAAAAACAAGACUAUUGCAGAGGCAGUCGGUGACUGGUACUUCAGCAGAAGGGGAAGCAAACUGCUUGAUUGUGCAUAUCCCUGUGAUUCUACUUGCCAUAAUACCAUUGGCUGACAUACACACAUUCAACCCUGCACACAGAUUUCAUGAAAAAUUGGACCUGACAAUAAUUUUGUGAUUCUAAUAUUGGUUGGCACGGUACAUGAUAACUGUCUAUUUGCAGCAGAACCAUUACAAACUGUCUGUUUGAUUAGAGACUCUGUGACGGAUUUGCAGAAACUUGUUACAAGUUCGUCACAAAUUGACAGGUUUUUUGGAGUGAAUGGAAUGGUGUAGAUAGAAUAUAUGCGUGGUUUAUGAUACUCAUAGGAAAUAGGUCAAGAAUACAAUUAUACAAUUAGGAAAAGAUUUGUCUCAUUCACAGGCUCAUAGCCUAGGAUUAGUGAACAGAUUUCAUUUUUAGCAACGAAUAAGAGCACCUUUUGAUUGAUGUCUUGAUCUUUCAUUUCAAUGUAUACCAAUUUUAAAAAAUAUUUAGCUUCGCCCCUUGGACACGC